Mesorhabditis belari is the source of this 624-nucleotide messenger RNA. NCBI's taxonomy places the organism in Eukaryota, Metazoa, Nematoda, Chromadorea, Rhabditida, Rhabditidae. The record is from the annotation of a GenBank genome assembly.
AUGUCCUCCAAUCAUCCAAUCUACUCACUCGCCGAAUCAAGCACCUCAUGGCGAGUCAACAAUGGAGUUGACUCUUCUUUUCAUCCAUCCUGUUCAUCGACUUAUUCACCCUGGAAUGAUCAAGAGAUUGACACAGAGAAUCGAUUACCGUCAACAACUCGUGCAGGCCUUUCUCCUCCAUCAAAAUGGCCGCGAGCUUCCACUCCUCGUCGAAGUCUUUCAACAGCUUCUUUCAACUAUUCAUCUUCUUCCACUUUCAGCCUUCAUUCACCUCCAUUAGUGAAGUCAUCUCUCACCGUCCCAAUGCAAUCACCAUUGCAAAGAACCCCAACGAAUGGUGAAAAGGCUUCUCCAUCAAAUCUCCUCGUCACACCAUCACCAUCUAGAUUGCGACGUAAUGUGAGACGAUCAGCUUCAGCAAUUGCUCGACCUUUAGUUCUUUCAAAUCGAUCUUUUGAUAUUGGAUUACGAGAAAUAAACUUUGACACUCACUCUUCUAUGGAUAAUUAUGAGAUGUGGGAAAAGGUGGAUUGUGAAGAAGAAAAUGGAGAAGAAGAAUUGCCGAUAGAAAUCCCGCGAGAUGAUGUAAUGUUAUCCGGUGGAUUGGCUGCAUCACAAGAAAAA